This is a messenger RNA of Coregonus clupeaformis (lake whitefish), 6055 nucleotides long. RefSeq names its product sterol regulatory element-binding protein 1-like. The record is from RefSeq and is a predicted model, not a curated record. NCBI's taxonomy places the organism in Eukaryota, Metazoa, Chordata, Actinopteri, Salmoniformes, Salmonidae. Gene Ontology annotation, biological process: regulation of transcription by RNA polymerase II. The coding region runs from base 222 to 3800 and encodes 1192 amino acids. The transcript is spliced from 19 exons. Gene Ontology annotation, cellular component: nucleus. Gene Ontology annotation, molecular function: protein dimerization activity; RNA polymerase II cis-regulatory region sequence-specific DNA binding; DNA-binding transcription factor activity, RNA polymerase II-specific.
UGUGGAUCCUCAAUGAGCACUGUUUAGCGUGACAAGUGUGCCUCUUGGGCAUCAAUAUGAAGACAGGAGAAGGCACUAUUUGACAGAUCAAUAACAAAGUUGGAGUUUCUCACUGGCAUUAUUGCAAAUGUAGCUAGAUACCCAGACAUCGAUUUAAGUGGAAAUCGCAAGUUUUAAGCCACAGUGAGUUAGCUAACGCUAGCCAUAACGAGACAGCAAAAAUGAACUUGUCUUUUGACGAUCAUUCACUGGAUAAUCUGGAUCCAACCCUAUCCCUAAAUGACCCCAGCGAUAUUGACACGGCUCUGCUCAAUGACAUUGAUGACAUGCUGCAGCUCAUCAACAACCAGGACAUGGUGGAGUUCAACCAGGACAUGGCUGGUAUCUUUGACCCCCCUCAGUUCACAGGGGUCACCCCUACCCAGGACCUCCCUGUCCCCGGCCUGCCCCACUCCAUCCCCUCCCCUCCAUCCUCCACAUCCUCCUCCAUCCUGAGCAGCAGCCCCCACCUUGAUGCUCUCCUGGGGCCUCCCAUCAUCCGUAGUUCCUCCCCCCCAGACAAGGCCUUCCACCCCCCCACCUUCCAGCAGUCGCCCCUGGCCCAGGUCACCACCUCCACCCCUGUACCACUACCCAGGCCGCAGCAGCAGCCAGCACCCCAGCAAAGCUCUCCAUCAGCCCAGGCUGCUCAGGGUCUCAGGCAGCCCAAGGUGGACCAGCCCCAGCCCCUGCCGGUCCUCUCCCCCCCAGCCCCUGUUCCAAUCCAGCUUCCUCCCCCAGCCUCUACCUCCCACACUGUACCCGGCCAGAGCCCCGUGUUCAGUGCCGCCCCCCAGGCCCUGUUCACCUCUCCUGCACCCCAGCAGCAGCAGCCCCAGGCUCAGCUGCUGCCCCAGCCCCAGGUCCAUGCCCAGCAGAUCCGGAUUAAUUACAGCACCCAGAAUGGCUACAAAGCUGUCAAUCAUCAAGGAGGCCCUGCCCAGCCCAUGGUAAGCCUGUCAUCGACCCCUUCCGGCGUUCAGCCAAUGACCAUCCAGGCUCUGACCACCACGGCCCCCCUCCUGACCACCUCAGCAAGCCCCCCAGCUCAGACCAUCGCAUCACACCACGUUCAACAAGUCCAACAAGUGUUGCUCCAGCCCCAGUUUAUCAAGGCUGAGUCUCUGCUGCUGACCACCCUGAACCGUGACCCCUGCAUGGUCACUACUGUGGCCUCUCCCUGUAUCACCUCCCUGGCCACCACCACAUCCCAGAGCACCCACUCACUACAGGCUCUGAUGAGUGGUGGCACCUUCCUGACCAGGGUGCCAGUGAUGAUGGACUCUGACAAGCUGCCCAUCAACCGUAUCACAAUCAGCAGUAAACCUAUGGGCCUGCCCCCCAAGGGCGAGAAGCGGACCGCCCACAACGCCAUUGAGAAGCGCUACCGCUCGUCCAUCAACGACAAGAUCAUUGAGCUUAAAGACCUGGUGGCCGGGACUGAGGCCAAGCAGCUCAACAAGUCAGCAAUUCUGAAGAAGGCAAUAGACUACAUCCGCUACCUACAGCAGUCCAACCAGAAACUAAAAGCAGAGAACAUGGCCCUGAAAAUGUCUGCCCAGAAGAACAAGUCUCUGAAGGACCUGGUUGCCAUGGAGGUGGACGGCCCACAGACGGACGUGAAGAGCGAGCUGCCCACCCCUCCGCCCUCCGACGUGGGCUCUCCCACCUCCUACUCCCACUGUGGCAGCGACUCAGAACCUGACAGCCCCAUGGGGGAGGACAGCAAGCCGGCGGUCAAUCUGAUGGACACGUCAUCGUCCACCCCGGGCGGUGCAGGCAUGCUGGACCGCUCCCGCAUGGCGCUGUGCACAUUCACCUUCCUCUUCCUCUCCCUCAACCCCCUGGCCUCCAUGCUGUGUGGAGGGAUGGGCUCCAGCACCACCGCUAACAACGACGCAGUGCAUCCUGGGACAGGCAGGAACAUGCUGGGCCUAGACAACGCAGCUGACUCGUGGGGCUGGAUGGACUGGAUGCUGCCCACUCUGUUGGUGUGGCUGCUGAAUGGUGUGCUGGUGGCUGGGGUUCUGGUCAGACUGUUGGUCUAUGGAGAGCCAGUCACCAGGCCCCACUCUGGAUCCUCCGUGCUGUUCUGGAGGCACCGCAAGCAAGCAGACCUCGACCUGGCACGGGGAGACUUUGCCCAGGCCAGUCAGAACCUAUGGACCUGCCUCAAGGCCCUGGGUCGUCCCUUACCCACCUCUCAGUUGGACCUGGCCUGUGCCGCCCUGUGGGCCCUGCUCCGCCUCUGCCUCCAGCGCCUGGGGGUGGGUCGCUGGUUGGCUGCCAGGGCCGGGGGGCUCCGCGCCAGGGGGCUCCGGGAGGACGCGCGUAAGAGCAGCCGCGACGCUGCCCUGGUCUACCACCGCCUGCACCAGCUGCACAUGACUGGUAAGCUGGGCGGUAGCCACCUGUCUGCCGUUCACAUGGCUCUGAGUGCUGUAAACCUAGCAGAGUGUUCAGGCUCCUGUCUCCCCGUGGCCAUGUUAGGAGAGGUCUACGUCUCCGCAGCCUUACGAGUCAAAGCCAGCCUACCCAGACUCCUUCACUUCUCCUCCCGUGUGUUCCUGAGCAGCGCCCGCCAGGCGUGUCUCUCCUCCAGUGGCAGUGUCCCCCCGGCCAUGCAAUGGCUCUGUCACCCUCUGGGCCACCGCUUCUUUGUGGACGGGGACUGGGCCGUCCGCAGCACACCCAAAGAUAGCAUCUACAGCCAGGCAGGGAACACCGUGGACCCUCUGGCCCAGGUGACCCAGGCCUUUAGGGAGCACCUGUUGGAGAAGGCUCUAUACUGUGUGGCCCAGCCCCGGGGGGAGAAGACCCCCAGUGAUGGAGAGGGGGAGUAUGCAGAUGCUCUGGAGUACCUUCAGCUGUUGACUAGUGCAUCAGACGCCGCCGGAGCCACCACCCAGUCCUUCGCCAUCGGAUCCAACAUGGCUACCGUCACUGGCUGUGACCCUCAUUCCAAAUGGUGGUCGUCGGUUGCCGUGGUGAUCAUUAACUGGCUCCAAGGAGAUGACGCAGCGGCCGAGAGACUGUAUCCCGCCGCCGAGCACCUGCCCCGUAGUCUACAGACGGCAGAGAGUCCGUUGCCCAAGGCGUCUUUGAACACGUUCCGAGCGGUGCGUGCCAUGCUGACCAAACCAGAGAACUGCCAACUGAGUCUGAGCCACAGUGAGAAGGCCAGCGGCCUGCUGAGAGACAGCCUCAACCUGGGACCACACUGUCACAGCAGCAGCCUAGACAAGGUGGUCCAGUUGCUGCUGUGUGACCUGCUGCUGGUGAUGCGGACGAACGUGUGGCGUCUGCAGCAGAGCUCCAAUCCCGGAGGUCUCUCCUUGCAGGCCUCCCCGGCCGAGCUGCAUGGCUUCCAGCAGGACCUCUCCUCCCUCAGGAAGCUGGCCCAGAGCUUCAGGCCCGCCAUGCGCAGGUUGUUUCUUCAUGAGGCGACCGCCAGGCUGAUGGCUGGGGCCAGUCCCACGCGAACACACCAGCUCCUGGACCGCUCGCUCAGACGCAGAGCCACCCCCGGAGCCAAGACAGAGGAGUGUGAGAUGCGUCCUGGCCAGAGGGAGCAGGCUGAGGCGGUGAUGUUGGCGUGUCGCUACCUGCCCCCCUCCUUCCUGUCGGCACCGGGCCAGCGGGUGGGCAUGCUUGCUGACGCAGCCCGUACCCUGGAGAAGCUGGGGGACAAGCGUACCCUCCACGACUGCCAGCAGAUGAUCAUUAAGCUGGGCAGCGGCACCACUGUCACCUCUGCCUAGACUAUACAGAGCGAGACAAAGAGACCAGCUCCCCCCCCCCCCCCCCCCCCCACACACACACACACACACACACACACACACACACACACACACACAAACAAAUGGAUGAAGGAGGUUUUUGGCAUUUGGCCUGCAGCUGACGAACAGACAUACAGACAGUCUGCCUAGACACUGAGAAUCAUAUCAUAUCAGACAGACAGACAGACAAAUAAACAUACUUGACAGUUACCUGCCGUCGGUUUCAUAUCACCCCUUAUCCCUGAUUCACCUAUCAGUACAGUAGACAGCUCGCAGACUGACAGUUUAGCAGGGGAGGACCUCACCUCUCCUUCACCCCAAAAAAGUGUUGCCAUUGACACUGUUGACAUGAUCUGUCAUGUAACCUAGUCAUCCUCACCAGAAUAUAUAGGUUCAUAUUUCUGUUUCUUUUCUAUUACUCUGUGUGAAAUGCACUGUAGUGGCGGAGUGUGUCCGCUGGGUGGGGUUGUGGCGCCCUCUGCAGGACUGUGAAGGUGUGACGCCUGGAAUCGUGUGUGUGUGUGUGCGUGUGUGAGAGGGAGAGAGACCAGGGGAAAGGUUUUUACAUGCAGUUAUACACUACUAGCCCCAUGUUUUGAUUGGGCGAUGCACCUUACAAAGCGAAGCACUCUGUUGUUGUUAUUGGUGUGUUUAGAGAGUGGCUGUCCGUCUGAUUGGCUGCGGUGCGAUGUGAUAUCAUCAUGGGUGGGAGGAGCAAACCGUGUUGGGACAGACUGGGCUUUUUGAGGAGCACAACGUUUCAGAAAAAAUAGAAAUGUAUCAUGUAGAGUAGACAGGUUUCUCUAUCAUGUUGAAAAGAGGACCAUGACAGAUCUAUACAUUGUGUUUCUAUCUGUGACGAUCUUAAAUGUUGCAUCUCUCUCGCGUCUUUUUAUCUGCACUGGCCCAGAGAGGCUGUAUUUGAUUAGUUAAAUAAUAUUGUGGCUUUUUCUUUUCAUAUUUUUUUCUUUAUUGUUGUUGCUGUGUAUAUAUUUUAAAGUGUAUUUAUAAUCUGUCUGAGAUUUGUUCUGUUGAUCAGUAUUUUCCAUUGGCCGGGUGAUAAUUAUUACUUUCCACCCUCAUUGUGUAGCAUUGGCAGAGGCUUGGGGUCUAAUGGGGAGUAUGGGUGUGUCCCAAAUGGCACCCUAUUCCCUAUAUAGUGCCCUACUUUCUAUGGACCCUAGUCAAAAGUAGUGCGCCAUGAAUGGGUGCCAUUUGGUAUGUGUUACUUAACCUAUGUUUGUUGACAGUGUUUCCAUAGUUGGUUAGUGUGUCAAAAAAGGGGACAGUGUCCAUGUGCUAUGGGGACAAAGGAGUGUCAAAGACCAUUCAAUAUUCUCAUCAGACUCAUUUGAGCGUUUGCACUAUUGCACAAGGUGUCUACUACCAUUAUGAUGAUAUCAAAAAGAGUUGGCGGUGUCGAGUCCUCGAGCGAUAGGCUCGAGUCUAGGGUUGAGCUUCCAGACACUUCCAGACAGAACAGUGUGGUGACCAUAGAAAUAGAACGAAUGGCCGCCAAUCCACCCAUCACAGAACAUUGACUUGAAUGGGAUUGUCCGUUCUAGUAAUUAUAUUUCUAUGGUGGUGACCCCCCCCAAAGUCACUCAGUUCAAGACCAAUAGCUUACAGAAGAGCCCGAGUCACAUCUAGUAUUUCUAGAUCUCAUCAUUUCAUUGACUCUUGUUGUUAUCAUCUCUUCUUCCAAAGAAAACCAGAAGCAAGGCAGCCCCGGCCUCCUGUAGUCAGGCCCCUGGGUCCUGUUCACUAGGUACCAAAUUGAAGAAAAUGGACUGAAACAGGGAGCGAGUUUUUGCUCUUGUCCAAUAAGAAACUGUAAACACGUUGUGUGCGCCUAUGAACAGGACCCAGAUGUUAAAAAGACAGAGAGAAGAGUUGUGUGUGUGUGUACAACCCUGUUCCAGAACCACAGUUUUUGUUUUCAGAAGACUGUAAAACCCCAUUUUGAUUAUUUAGCAUGCUUUUGUUGUGUUUAUCCCAGGACAUGCUAGUUUGUAAUAGUGUAUCAUUGUAAGUGACUGACUGAGGGACACUGGACUGAUGAUUCCUUCCCAGUGUGACUGUGUGUUAAAUCAUCGCAACCACAUCUGAACAUGUAGUAGUAGUAUUAUUAUUAUAUUGUUUCUUAACCAACAUAUUCUUUCCUUCCCUCUUUCUCCUUCUUUGCUCAUUGGUUUAUUCCUUGAUAUGUAAAUAAAAAAGAACAUUUUGUAAUGAAA